AUGCUAAUCGCCAAUGCAUCCAGCAAUCAAACAAUUGCUCCUACAUCAUCCAUAAAGUUGCGAAGAUCCCGUCGAUUAUCAUCCACCAGAGGAUUAAAACAACGACCCACCGCAAAGAUCCCGAAGGAUUCUCUUCCUCGUCAAGAUCCGGAUCAUAAACUUGGUCUUUGUGCCGCAGCUAGUAAGAACAUCGAUAAGGACAACACGAGAGGCAAACUACUGAUAAACUGGGAGAUGAACGAGAGGAUCAGCUUGAGUAGCGGCUCCAGUGUCGGAUUGACGAUUCGUCCCGACAGCAGGAAAGGUAUCGAGUUCAGCGAGAAUUGUAGAAAGGAAAUGGAAAGUAAAUCGAAAAUUGGAGAAUAUUCAGAACGGAAUUGCGAAGCCAAAUCGUCAGCAUUGUCAUCAACCAAAUCAACAUUGGAGUUGAUGAAUGUGUCUGGAUUCCUCUCAAAUAUCGAUCGAAAGCACCGUGGAAGUUCCCAUUCAAUCGAGAUCGAUACGAAGGAUGAGAACAUUCUCAAGAGCGAUUCAAAGUAUGAAAUCGGUAUUCCCAGUCGUAGCUCUGCGACGAGAAAGCAGAGGCAACAGAAUACGCUCAAAAAGGACAAGGCUGAUACGACAAGAAAAUGGAUCAAGGACAAGGCCAGUGACUCCAUUUCCAAACGGCUAGAAUUGAUUCAUGAGCUUAAUCAAAAGAUUUUGGCCAACUAUGAAAGGUUUCACCAAAGAUCAAAACGUGUCAAGGAUACGAAAGAACAGAUUACCAAAAAUCGUGUCAAGGAUAACAUUGAUCCUGAGGAACAUGUUUAUACAGAGAUCAAGAGGAAAAACAAAACAAUCUGUAGAACGAACGAUCGAAAGAACCAGGGCAUACUUAAGCAGGAUAUUUCUAACCAAGACACUUGUAGAAAAGAUUCCUCCAAGAGAGAUACUUGCAGACAAACAACAGAUAAUAAAUCAAUCUUAUCUAGAAGUUACUACGAAAGUAUGAAAGAUCGAACUGAGAAGAAAGACAUUUCAAGAACUACGAAUAAGCCUGAACGCAGAAUUGUUUGCGAGAAUACGAACUUUAGCAUGGCGGCUAAGGAAAAUUUCUUCUACCAACUAGACGAGAAAACGCAGCCAUUGAAAUAUGUGAAAUUGAAAAACAAGAAAGAACGAUUGUCAGAAGGAAGUUCGAUCUUCUAUGCAAAUGAGGACAUGCCUCUACAGGAGAUCGAAUCAAUUGAGACUCAAGAUUGCCUUGAGAAUUCCAGAUUGUAUCCUGAAAGUUGCAAUCUGUAUAAUAACGAGCCGGAGAAUGAUAGUUUGGAAAAUGCAAAAGCUCUGAAGAUUGAUCGAUCCGAACUGCAAAAAGAUAAUGUUGAAUCGCGGACAGCAAGCGAAGACGCUGUGAUAGACGAAAAGAUUUUAGAGAGCAAGAUUCUGGAAAACCUGGACGAGACAAUCGAUAAAUUCGAUAGCGAAAGGAUGCAGCUGACGUCGGAGGAUAGCAAUGAGGAGAAGGACAGCUUCAGCACGGAUUCUAUACAGAGUGGAAGUCCCUCGAGCGUGAAAGAUACGAAGGACGCCGCUAACCUCUUGGAUACCUUCAAUUCCUCGUGGGAUUCGGGAGUCGGGGUGGACGUCGGUAAUGGGAGUGGGUGGGUGAGGAUACAUACGGGGAUCGAGAGCAGCCUCGUAUAUCUUACUCUGGACACUACAGCUAAGGACGUCUGCAGGGACAUGCUGCUGGGAGAUGACUUGUCUCUGUUUGUUCAGUAUGGCGGUGAACCAGGCAGAAGGUUGGCGUCUCAAGAGAAGCCGCUGGAGAUUCAGGAUCAAUUUCUUCAAAGACUUGGUUAUCAGGAUAUAUCCCGACGCGCUCGUCUAGGAGUUGAUCCAGAACUCAGACAUCUCAUCGGCUUUCACGUAGGACCCGCAUCGCCAUUGCCAGAUCUAAUGGGAUAUAGUCGUUGCGGCUAUAUUUUGGUAUUGAAGGGGUUGGUUUUUCCUCAGUGGAAGCGACGACCUUUGGCUGUCAUCGGGUCCAGGCUUUUCCUUUAUCCGGCUUCUCCAGAAUCACGAGCAGAAUGGAUGGAACUGAGCGGCGGAGGUGGCGCGGUAUGCUAUGCGCCGUCACGUCUGGGCAAACUCGUUUUGCGUGUCACUGGGUUUCCCAGGGUCACUCAACAGUGCCAUGUGAGCCAACACCCUGAAGAGAGUCACCAUCGCGAAACCAGGCAUCUGUAUCUGGGCUUCCAUCAUCCUUGGGAUCGAGACCUCUGGAAAAACUGGAUCAAAAAGGCUACGCAGUCGUCGACAUGCCCCAAAAAAUUGGACUUGAGCAAGGCAGGCCUUUCAAGGGUUCCCGACAGCACGAUUGCUUUUCCAGCAAUAGAAGAGCUCGCAUUAGGAUGCAACCAAUUCACUAACGUUGAUAACAAUCUGAAGCUUCUGCACAGGUUUCCCAAACUUCAUGCCGUCCAUCUGGAGAACAACAAUCUCCACAGAAUCCCAAGGGAAUUGCUGGAGCUGCCAGCGCUGACCUAUCUUAAUCUCUCGGAUAACAAGAUCGAGACAAUUCCGGUUGACAUCUGCCGACUGAUCAAUUUGAAAGAACUGAUCCUUGACCGCAAUGGCAUCAAGGAUCUACCGGAUGAAGUGACACGGCUGAGAAAUUUGAGGAAUAUUUCCCUCGUCGGAAAUUUACUCAAUACCGUACCAUCUUUUGUCAACAUGCGAGCUCUCACUUUGACAGAAGUUCUGUCGAAGACAGAUCACGGAAAGUCUUAUAAGGAUGAAAAAACCAAUCAUAAUAAUUUACACAAAAUCAAUUUAAGAAACAAUCAGCUGAAAGGAAAUAUAAUUUUGGGAAAUUACGGCAAUCUAACGCAUCUGGACGUGAGCGAAAAUAGUAUUGAAAAAUUGGACAUUAGUGCUCUGCAAGAAUUGAGAAGUGUACGCUGUGGACGAAAUAAUUUAACGGAAUUAACUCUUUGCGGCCGAAAUCUGGUAUCCCUUAUUGCUGGUAAUAAUAGAUUGAAAAAACUAAUCAUCGAACCUGUGCCAAUUAAUCUGGAGCAUUUGGAUGUUUCCUACAAUAAUUUAGAUGCGUUACCGGAAUGGACAACCGAAUUGCCAGCAUUGCGCGUCCUUUUCGCGUCGCACAAUGCUCUCACGGCUCUCCCAGACAGGUUGUUGUCACAACCCUCGAGACUAGAAGUUCUCCAUCUGCCUCACAACCGGCUACAAGCCCUACCACCACCCAGGAGACCAUUGAAUAUCGUACAUUUAACUCUGCAGGGCAACAUGUUGACCACGUUGCCAACCAGUUUUUUCACGAAUACCGAAAAAAUGAAAGUUUUAAACCUUUCCAACAAUCGACUCUCCGAACUUCCGUAUCGCGAAGAGGCCGGGAAAAUUCACCAGGGAUCGCAUACCUUGGAGAAAUUAUACAUCACGGCAAAUUGUCUGACCGAUACCGCUCUAGACGCUCUCGCGAAGUUUACGUCCUUGAGAAUUCUUCAUAUUGCUUACAACACCUUGGAUACGCUUCCAGAAAGUUGCAUAGCUGCUUGGAGCGACCUGGAAGAAUUGGUGUUGUCUGGAAACCGAUUGCAGUACCUUCCGGAUAACGUGGCAAAUCUGCGACAUUUGCGCGUGCUACGCGUGCAUUCUAAUCGGCUAUUAACAUGUCCCACCUUCAGUAGAACAGCGUCUUUGAAGGUGCUAGAUCUGGCACACAAUCAAUUGGAUAGGGUAAAUCUGGCUACACUAGUACCACCACAACUACAAUUUCUUGAUAUAUCCUGUAAUUCCCGACUGCAUGUGGACCCAAGACAGUUUCAAGAUUAUAGAUCCCAAAGGCCAAUAUCUUUGGUAGACGUAUCUGGACAGAAUAGACCCAGUUUACCAUCUCAUCCGCAUCAACAAGAAAUCGUCGCGGCGGAAAAAAAUAGCGAACAACCAUGGCGAUUGGGUUUUUCGGAAACUGCCGGUUCACGCGAAAAGCUAUACAUUUCCCAAGUGCGAAUACCAUCUUUUUGCAACGUCGAAGGUCUGUUUGGCAUAUUUGAUGGUGGUUCCAAUCAAGAAGCACCUAGCGCUCUUCAAGAAAUGAUUCCUCGUCUCUUGCUGGAGGAACGAACGAUCCGGGAAACGUCGAAGGAAUACUUGAAAUAUACUCUAUUGUCGGCACACAGGGAGCUCAAGGAGAAGGGUCAAAAAUACGGCGUAGACGCAACUCUGAUCCAUAUAGUGAAAUUGCCGUUGCAACAGGGAUAUUCAAAAUCUACGAUCAAAUAUUCUCUUAAAGUGGCUUCCACCGGGGACGCCAAAGCUGUCCUCUGUAGAGCCGCGGGUCCUUUGACCUUCGCCAAGUCUAAAAAAGCACAGACAAUUAAGAAUCAACUUGGUAAUGCUGCCAUGUUCCCAUUAGUAGUGCCCGAUCCGAUAUAUGAGGAAGUGACGCUGGAAGAUGACGAUGAAUUUAUCAUAGUUGCUAAUCGGAGAUUAUGGGAGGUUCUAAACAUUCAAGAAGCCGUGAGGGAAGCUAGAGCCGAGGCCAGUCCUGUCCUGGCCGCCAAAAGACUUCAGGAUCUGGCGCAAGCUUACGGCGCAGAGGAUAAUUUGAGCAUCAUUGUUGUCCGGUUGGCGGGACCAAGUCCAGGCGACAUGGAUCAACUCAUGCGUGAACUCAGGCAUGCCGUUGGUAAAAACAGAAGUCAAAGCGAUAGUGUGUGUCCUUGUCCUUGUUGCAUGCCGCCAGCGACGCACAAGCCACCAGCUGCCUGCUGUUGUCACGCGAACGAAGGCUAUUAUCUUAAUGGCGUGUUAAAAAAUAUUGUAGGCAGAUCCAAUAAAGUCCACGGUGGUUCCGGAAGGUACUUCAAGAAUUCCAGAUCAACGCAAGACAACGAAAGUCCUCCGUACAGAGACGACCGCAGUUCGCCAAGUGGACAAUCUGAUCAAGCCAGUGACAGCACUUUCAAGUCUCGUCAUCCAUCAGGAAGGAUGUGGUCUGGAAGUGCGGCUGCUAGGGCGACAAAUAAAGCUCACCAGAGUGUUCUCAUGCAGGAAAACGGCAUGCGAAAAGUAUCAUCUUGCCUUCCUACGCAAGAGGAUGCUAUCUCGGAAAGAUCCAGUGCUCUCAGUGAGGAGCAAUUUCGUUGCUGGGAGUAUAUGCUUGAGCAGAACACUCAGUUACUAUUCGAUAAGGAGUUAGACACGUUAACGAAGGCGCCAUUACAUCGCGGCCAGUCAAGGUCGACGCCGCAACUGGGAAGCAAUCUACCCUUUCUGUCGAAGAGGUUUGGCAGCGCUCGAUCCUUCAACCCUUCGUUAUCACGACCACCGAUGGUCCGUUUCGGCAGUGGACGAAGAUUGCUGAAUGGCGGACCGAAUGCUGCCUAUUUCGGCAGCCUGCAAAGGUUGAUGCCGUACAAUCUCGAGUACGACUUUGCCGUUAUCCAAGAAAGAAACGGCAUGGAUUCAUUGGAGCAAGACGCCACGAGGAUGCAACAAUAUUGGGGAGUUGCCACUACAGAAUUGUAAAUAAAAAUCUAAUGCAAAGAUACCUACUAAGUAUAAGAUAGAAAUGCAAAAAAGCAAAAAGUCUAUAAUACAUUUAACAAUGAACGAGCUUAAUCGAAAUUAGAAAAACGUUACGUUAAUACGAUAACGUUUGUGUAAGUCUUAUCCUGAAAAGUUGCCUUUAUGUUUUAAGAAUUCAUAUUUUGCAAAAAGUACAUGCAGCAUUUCAUUAUCAUUGUCAUUGUUUUAGAUUGUGGAAUAUAACGCAGAAACUCAUUGUGCUAAGUUGUUUAUAUCGCAAUAAAUUAAUUUGCACUUACUUAUGAACAAUCCAACGUAACCAAAGUGAUUUAUCUUGAAAAGCUUGACGGCACAAAGUAAUUGUACCUUUGUACUCUAAUUAUCAUUUGCUAAUGAAGUAAUUAACCGAAUACAAUGUGACGGAGCGAAGAGUUAAUCGGCAACAAACGCGCACAAUUGCAGUAAUAAUAUCGAUCGUGUUGAUAACAAUGGCAUAGCUGAGACAAGCUAUGGAGUUCUUCGAACCUCGUAGAAGAAAAGACGACGGGAUUUGUACCGUCACUUCGGUAAUUCGCUCGUUUAUUGCAGCUGAUACGCGUGCAAUAAAGGGACCGCGGAAACCACUGUGUAGCCUUUACGCUACACAAAGCUCGCCUUAUUUCUUUAUAACGGUAGACACGCGGAAGAUCUAUAUCUACUUUAUUGCGGAACGACUUUACGGCGCUGAAUCACUGAAUCACUCCGCAGAAAAUGGACUCCGCCAAAUAAUAGAGAUCGAAGAAAAUCCGUCUUUCUGGUCUUAGAAAUUGGAGACUGAUUUAAAUAUUAAAAAAUUCGUUUUUUCUUACCGAGAUUUAUCGUAUAUUCUUUUAUUGAAUUGUCCAUAUACUUUUUUUCCCAAAUAUUAACACAUUAUAACGAUUUGAAAUUCUCCGAAACGAGCUCUCUUCACUUUGAUUUAAUUAAGGAAUACA
Messenger RNA from Acromyrmex echinatior (Panamanian leafcutter ant), 6512 nucleotides. It is a transcript of the gene Phlpp, whose product is annotated as PH domain leucine-rich repeat protein phosphatase. The record is from RefSeq and is a predicted model, not a curated record. Lineage: Eukaryota; Metazoa; Arthropoda; Insecta; Hymenoptera; Formicidae. Gene Ontology annotation, cellular component: cytoplasm. Gene Ontology annotation, molecular function: protein binding.